ACACGUAACGGAUAAAAGAAGGGAUAUAAGUGUUCCGCAGCCAACAGCAAUAAUGCAAGUCUGAUGUUGUGACUCAAAAGGGAGUUUAAUUUGCAUUGAUUGCAUGAAUUUUUACUUUUGACCAAGCUUGUGAUCUGGUUAUAUGGCUGUAUUCGUUCAUCGGUGAACCUUGGCAGAGCCGUUCGUCAAUGCUAUUUCUUUCGGUACGUCCCCGAAUCACUUUGCUGCCCACUUGUCACCGAAAACAGUUCUAAACCAAAAACAUGGCUGAUGACACUGAGUACUUGAAGUUGCCUGUGGAAGACCGUUGUCAGCAUAAGUUAUGGAAAGCUCGCCUUAGUGGGUAUGAAGAUGCUGCCAAACUUUUUGGAUCUAUCACAGACCCCAAGGGUCCAGAGUUUCAGAAGUUUCUGCCUCUCAUCAAGAACUUCGUCACUGACAGCAAUGCAGUAUCCCAGGAAAAGGGCCUGGCAGCUGUCCUGUCGUUCGUUGAAAAUGCCCAACUGGCCAAUCGCAUCUGUGGUGAUGUCCUCGCCGGGCUCAUCGCCAAAUGCAUUGCCGCUCCGAAGCAGAAGACACGAGAACUGGCACAGGAGAUAAUCUACAUGUACGUCGAAAUCGAAAAGCAGGAGGUAGUUGUAGAGGAACUGGUUAAGGCACUGGACAACAAGAAUCCAAAGAUAGUGUCGGGAUGCGUGGCAACGUUGCGAGAGUGCUUGCGUCUCUUCGGUGCCCGCGUUAUAGCAGUGAAGCCGCUCUUCAAGGCACUUCCAAAACUUCUGGAGGACAGGGAUAAAACGGUGCGUGACGAGAGCAAGCUGCUGACAGUCGAACUCUACCGAUGGAUUGGAGAUGCCCUGAAGCCACUGCUGCAGUCGCUGAAGCCCGUUCAGGUGUCAGAACUCGAGGCCGAGUUUGCCAAGGUGGAGAAGGGCACUGCAUUGCCCGAGCGUUACAUCCGGUCGGAGCAGGCACGAAGAGCUCAGGCAGCUGAGGCUGGUACUGAUGGUGUGGAUGGUGUUGAAGAGGGCGAUGAGUGUGGUGUUGACGGUGGAGCUACGGUUGAUGGAUAUGACCUGUUGGAAGCUGUUGACAUCCUCUCCAAGCUUCCCAAGGACUUUUACGAACAGUGCGAGGCCAAGAAGUGGCAAGAGAGAAAAGAGGCACUUGAAAAACUUCUCGAGCUCACCAGCAAUCCUAAGCUUGAACCUGGUGACUACGGUGAUCUCGUCAAGGCGUUGAAGAGGAUAGUGGCCAAGGAUAGCAACGUCAUCGUGGUGGCACUUGCGGCCAAGUGCUUGGCAGGGCUGGCAGCCGGUCUGAGGCAAAAGUUUCACCCAUAUGCAAAUUCGUGCAUCUCAACAUACAUAGAAAAGUUCAAGGAGAAGAAACAGAAUGUGGUGACUGCUCUGAGAGAAGCACUGGACAAUGCAUUCCAGGCCACAAAUUUGGAAGCCAUCUUGGAGGAUGUCACAGGAGCUCUGGAGAACAAGAAUCCUCAGAUAAAGGCAGAGACGACCCUGUUCUUGGCACGUGUCUUCUCCAAGUCCACACCAGCUGUGUUGAACAAGAAGCUGCUGAAAGCAUUGGUGACGUCUUUGCUCAAAACUCUGAAUGACUCUGACCCAGCAGUGAGGGAAGGCGCAAGCAUGGCUUUGGGGACAGCAAUGAAAGUGGUGGGGGAACGAGUGUUGACGCCUUUUCUUGGUGACCUGGACAAUCUCAAAAUGGAGAAGGUCAAAGAGUGCUGCGAGAAAGCAGAGGUGGUUGCGGCACCACCUCAAAAGGCCCCCCGCAAGCCUGCUGCAGCUGCUUCCCCAGUCAAGCGUAGCGCAGAGCCGAAGCCGGAAGCGCCCGUGCAAAGGAAGGCCACAACUGCCAUGGCCAAGCCUCGUGGUGGUGCCCGUGUUGUGAGACCAGGUGCUGCUUCUUCCACUGCACCGACGUCUGCACCUGCAAGAGCCAUGCAAAGGGCCAAAGCAUCUGGACCUGCAAAAGCACAGUCAGGCAGCAGUGCUUCUUCCAAGCCUGUGUUCACUGAAAUGGCUCUGGCAGACGAAGAGGUCCAAGGCCGAGCUGCAGCCUUGCUUCCUGAGGAAAGCCUGGUGGCUUUGGGGAGCGCAAACUGGAAGGACCGCUUGGCUGCUGUUGAGAAGAUCAAAGAGGUUGUUGAGGCCAUGGAAGGAAACCUGCCUGUUCAAGUCAUAGCAAAGACUCUGUGUCGUAAACCUGGACUUCGAGACACAAACUUCCAGGUGCUGAAGCUCAAACUGGAAACGCUAGUAGUGGUGCUGGGUGGUGGACCUGUGUCCCUGUGUGUGGCUGACUGCUUGCUGCCAGACUUGGUGGACAAGGUCGGGGACAUCAAGAACGGCCAGGGUGCCGCAUCUGCCCUGACAGCCCUGGCGGAGGCCACCUCCCUAGACCAUGUCGGCCAGGAGGCUCUUCAGCUUUGUUUUGCCCAGAAGAACCCGAAGAACCAGAGUGAGAGCCUUAUGUGGCUGGCUAAUGCUAUCAAAGAGUUUGGACUCAAGGUUCCAGUGAAACCAGUCAUUGAAAAUAUUAAGAAAGGGCUUGCUGCAUCGAAUCCUGCGGUGAGGACUGCAUCCAUCACUUUGGCUGGUGUACUGUACCUCUACAUGGGCAAGACAUUGAGGACCUUGUUUGAGGGAGAGAAGGCCACCCUCGUGCAACAGCUUGAUGCAGAACUUGCAAAGAUGGAAGGUCAGAAGCCCCCUGCGCCCAUUCGGGGAGUGCCAACUUCCUCCGUCAAUGAUGGUGGAGGUGAUUCUGCAGAGUCUGCACAGGAGGGGCAAGAAGCUGCUCUUGACAUGGAGGACUUGGUUCCUCGUACUGAUAUCAGUGGCCAAUUGACUGAGUCUCUACUAUCGGAGCUGUCGGACAAGAACUGGAAGGUUCGCCAGGAGGCUCUCCAGAAGCUGGCGGCCAUCGUGGACCAGGCCAAGUUUAUUUGCCCGGAGCUGGGUGACCUGCCGACAUCGUUGCGAGCACGACUACUCGACUCUAACAAGAAUUUGGCUAUCCAGGCCCUGAACAUAUGCCAGUGCCUGGGUGCAGCCCUAGGCCCCCACUGUGGACCCUAUGUUCGUACUCUUGCACCUGGCAUGUUUGUUGCGCUGGGUGACAGCAAGAACAUGGUUCGUGUGGCUGCACUUUCCUGCCUCAACGAGUGGUCUUCACAUGCCAGCCUGGGGACCUUCUUUGAAAACGAGAUGCUCAAGGACGCGCUUAAGGCAGAAAACCCCCUGCUUCGAUCCGAGUUGUUUGGCUGGCUAGCAGAGCGGCUGGGUGCGUGCGACGCCAAGGGAGUGCCCGGUGCAGAGCUUGCAUCGUGCCUGCCCCAGCUUUACCAGUGCCUGGAAGACCGUAGUGGGGAGGUCCGUAAGAAGGCUCAGGACCUGCUUCUUCCGUGCAUGCUUCACCUUGGCUACGAGUCUAUGGCACGGGCCACGUCCAAGCUCAAGGCUUCCUCCAAAACACUAGUCAUGGCUCAACUAGACAAGGUCCGGCCGCAGCUUCCGGCGAAGGUUCCGCCCCAGGGCAAGGCCACCAUUCUGAGGGGAGGGAGCUCCCAUGCGGCGGCUGCGCCGCCACCGAUGGCUGCCCAAGCACAGCCGACCAAUCAUCCUGAGGCGGUCACACCUGAGGAGGAACAGGGUGCUGUUGGGGGAAGUGCCGGCGGCCGCCUGCACAAGAGCAGCUCGAGGAGCAAGAAGCACUCCUAUCUUGGAUCAACCGUAAGCACAUCAACAAAGCAGCACUCAUGCCUUGGAUCAGGGAUGCCUGUGAAGCCCGGGAGCUCUGGCAAGUCAUCUCGGAAGGAGGAAGAGGUGGACAUGAGUCCCCUGCUGUCUGUGAACAAUUUGAAAGAACAGCGAAUCGCUUUCGAAAGGGCCCUCAAGCUGCUCAAGUGGAACUUCAGCACUCCUCGUGAGGAGUUCUACCAGCAGCUGAAAGAGCAGAUGGUGGUGGCCAACUGGGCCCCUUCACUGGUGGCCAAUUGCUUCAGUGCUGAUUUCAAGAUGCACAUCAGAGCCAUUGACAUGCUCCUCGAGUUUCUGAGCAGCUCCGGUGGUGUGGAAGCCACCAGUGCCAAUGUGGACCUUGUGCUCAAGUGGCUCACUCUUCGCUUCUUUGACACCAACCCAAGUGUUCUGCUGCGAGCUCUGGAGUACCUGCAGGCGCUGUUUCCAGCGCUGUACGACGCAGGCUAUAAGAUGCACGACCUCGAGGCAUCUUCCUUCCUGCCGUACCUGAUCCUCAAGGCUGGGGAUCCUAAGGACACGGUGCGCAAAGGGGUGCAUGAUAUCUUCCGACGCAUCUACAAGGUCUUCCCAGGUGUCAAGGUGUUCAACUACCUCAUGCAGGGUCUGUCAUCCAAGAACGCACGCCAACGUGCAGAGUGCUUGGAGGAACUGGGCUUCCUUUUCGAAGUUCUCGGCCUUCCCAUCUCUGAGCCCACACCCCCAGUGCUUCUCAAGGAAGUGGCUAGGCACAUAUCGGACAGGGACAAUGCCGUGAGGAAUGCAGCGCUUAAUUGCGUCGUACAGGCCUACUUCCGCGAGGAGGAGAGGGUCUUCAAGUACAUUGGCCAGCUUUCGGACAAGGACAAGUCUCUACUGGAAGAACGCAUCAAGCGGGCAUCACGCACGCGCCGCAUGACUGUGCUGCCACCUGAGGAAUCCCCGCCCGUCAAGAACCCAACACCGCCACGUCCGCAGUCGGCUGUGUUUGCAUCUGCCACCAUGAUGGAGCCAGAGCCCGAGCCAGAGGAAGUAGUGCACAGACGUCCCAAGAGUGGCACUCCGUCAGGGGCACGUCCGCGGUCGCUUGGCGUAACUCUCAGCUCGGACUUGGAACGCAUGCUGGAGCAAGCGGCCUUGGCACCAUCCAAAGUUGCGGGCCUUCAGGAGGUGGAUGCUGAUGCCAUCUUGGCUGAGCCAUCCAUCCAGCUGCCGCCCCGCAGAUGUCUUGAGAAAAGUGCCAGCCCUCCAAGCCAUGCUCGCAGGCUGCCCCUUGACACAGACUCCUUCGGCAACCUCAUUUCGCGGUUGACGUCGCAGGAAAUUCCAGUUGUGCUUGAAGGCCUGACCCAGCUGGACACGGUGCUUGCCACCGAUGGCAGUCCUGCACUGCUGGGAGGUGCCGACCAACUGGUGAACAUGAUGUCCCUGCAGUACCGGCUGCUGCACACCAAGCAUAUAACCGACGACUGCGUUGCCAAGGCAGACGUCAUCGAGCUGUACAGCCGGAUGGCAGCUGUACUCCUCAAGGUGUUUGAUGGCCGCACGUUGGGGCGGCGUGUGAGCACUGGCGUUCUCAAGGAGCUGCUACCUCAACUGCUGAUGGUUCUGCUGGACAAGCGCAUCACAGAGUUCCGCCAUGGGCCUCACCUGCAGCGGACAGUCAACAUCCUUGCUCUCCACAUCAUUCGUAAUGGGAACCCCACCUGUGUUCUGAGUGCGCUGAUAACGCACCUGCAUGACUGCUUGGGCAGCAUGAGCACCCAGGCGUCCGAGAAGUACAUUGACUUGGUUGUCAAGUGCUUGUGGAAGAUGAUGUCCUCGCUCGAGAACAUCGUGGACGAGCUGAGCCUGGAUUUGGUCCUGUUGGACCUGCAUCUGUUUCUGAAGGCCUACCGUGGUUCCUUCUGGGAGGGCCGGCCUUCAGACACGCCAUUGCGCACAGUGCGCACCAUCAUCUACAAGCUGGUCGGGCUCAAAGGUCACAAGCUGCUGACAUAUGCAGAAAUGGUGCCAGGCCAAGAGGAGUCUUCCCUUGUGAAUACCAUUACCAAGAUGCUGAAGAUGCACGCUCGGAAAAGUGCGGAGAUCUCUGCCAACAGGGCUUUUUCCGACGACUCUCAGAACAAGAGCAACGAUGAAUCUGACCAGAAGAGUGUUCACCAGCAGUUCAAGAAUGUGAUGCAGAAGUUGAGCAAUGAAGACGACUUUGACGAGAACAUUCAGGUACUGCACCGGCUGUGUAAGAAGAACCCAGGCAUCAAUGUGGACCAGCUUUACCGCAGCCUUGCACCCCACAUCCGCGAGCUAGUGCGAACACGGCUAAACGAACUUGAAAGGCAACCUCCAGGCUCCAAUGUAGCGCACGUUCUUCCUCUGCGCAUGAAUGAUACCAAUCGCCACAGCUACUCUAGUAGUCCUCGGAAAGGAGACUUGUCGAAGCUGCCCAAAGACUACAUGCACUGGAAUCGAAAACAGUGGGCAACUCGCCUUAAUGCAGUCUUGGAUCAGCUGAAUGUCAAGGGGCACUUUAGUAACGAUGACUAUCCCUCGUCAGAAGACAUUCCCGACAUAUUCAGUGAACCCCUGCAUGUUCAUGAGGCAAGGUAUCAGCAAAUCGUGCAGCAGUCGGAGGACUUGACGAAAACAGCGCAGCAGAUCAUCGCCGACUUCAGGAAUCGUGGUAGAAGUCCGGAGGAGUCUCACUGCUGAGCAGCAGGGCAGUUUAGGUGCUUGUUUAGCAGACAGCGAGCUAUUCGCCCGCACCACGCAUUUUACGAAUAACGUAUUCAUCCUGUGUAAAUAAAUGUGGAAAUUAACGUAGUAGCACCCCUUAGGCUUCAUGAUGUGCUUUUAGUUUAUCUGCUUUUAAAUGCGCUUUUAUUGACACGAAUAAAUUAUUCAACCAAAAA
This is a messenger RNA of Dermacentor albipictus, 6676 nucleotides long. NCBI's taxonomy places the organism in Eukaryota, Metazoa, Arthropoda, Arachnida, Ixodida, Ixodidae. The record is from RefSeq and is a predicted model, not a curated record.